CGACGACCCGUACGCCGUCUUGGCCGCUGCCUCAAAGAUGACAAGACAAGACAAGGGCAAGACGAAGAGGUGACAAACAACGAGAAGAAAAAAAAAACGAACUCUAGUGUGGCAUGGAUUGGUUUCCGACUCGAUCUCAGGAACAGUCGGUCGUUUCAGAAUUUCAAACUCGACCGCCAUGUCUUGUUCUCGGCCGCCCCCGCUCGCGCUCUCGAUCCUCCUCUCCCGCCUCCGCGCCUGCGGCUCCGCCCCGCACGCGCUGCAGUGCCACGCCCUGCUCCUCACCUCCGGCCACCUCGCCGCCUCCCCGCUCCGCCUCUCCAACCUCCUCCUCCUCGCGCUCGCGUCGGCCUCCGCGGCGGCCCACGCCGACGCCGUCUUCGCCCGCCUCCCGGGGGCCGCCUCCGGCCACGCCUUCCCCUGGAACACCCUCAUCCGCCUCCACGCCCCCGCGAGCCCCCGCAGGGCCCUCGCCUACUUCGCGCGCAUGCGCCGUGGCGCGGUGGACCCCGACGCCUACACCUUCCCCGCCGUGCUCAAGGCGUGCGGCUGCGCGCCCGGCUGCAGGGUCGGGCUUCUGGUGCACGCCGAGGCCGUGAGGAGGGGUCUGGAUCGCGACCUGUUCACGCGGAACGCGCUCGUCAGCUUCUACUGCAGGACCGGGGACUGCCGCUCCGGGCGGAGGGUGUUCGACGACGGCGCGCGGGACCUCGUUUCGUGGAACUCCAUGGUGGCGGGGUACGUCGGAUGCGGCGAGGUGGAGCUGGCGCAGGAGCUGUUCGACGAAAUGCCGCAUCGGGACGCCUUCUCCUGGGCCGCCAUGAUUGAUGCCUACGGGAAGCGGUCUGGAGGUGUGGACCGUGCGCGUGAGUUGUUUGAUCAAAUGCCUGAGAGGGAUCUGGUGUGCUGGAACUCGAUGAUCGAUGGCUAUGCUAGGCAGGGGAGGAUGGAUGAGGCGAGGAUGCUAUUCGAUGAGAUGCCUGAGAGGAAUGUGAUCUCGUGGAGUAUUGUUGUUGACGGGUAUGUCAGGUGUGGGGAGCCUUCAGAGGCUUUGGAACUUUUUCGAAGGAUGCUGAGGUGCGGUAUCAGACCUGAUAGGGUUGCUGCAGUUGGGGCUGUCACAGCCUGCGCACAGCUGGGAGCUCUGGAGCAAGGCAGGUGGCUGCACUCUUACUUGGAGAAGAAGAAGAUUUUAUUCGAUAUUGUGGUGAAGACAGCUCUGAUAGAUAUGUACAUGAAAUGUGGGCGCUUGGAUCUCGCCAUGUUGAUCUUUGAAAGCACGCCUGACAAGACCGUGGUUACUUGGAAUGUGAUGAUUGUUGGACUUGGAACUCAUAGCUGCGGACUUGAUGCUGUCAAGCUUUUCUGCCAAAUGGAGUCUGAAGGAGCACCAAUGGAUGAUCUUAGUGUGCUUGCCGUGCUGACUGCAUGCACACAUGCUGGGUUGAUCUCAGAGGGUUUACAGAUAUUUCAUAGAAUGAAGAAGGAUUUUGGGAUAGAUCCCAAGGUUGAACAUUAUGGUGCAUUGGUUGAUCUCCUUGGCCGUGCUGGACAUUUGGAUCAGGCUAGGCAUGCCAUAGAGACAAUGCCCAUGGAACCAACUCCAGAAUUAUGGGGAUCUCUGCUUGCUGCCUGCCGAAGUCAUAGGUGCGUCGAAUUGGCUGAGCUGUCGGUUGAACGCCUAGCAAGUCUUGGAGCUGACGACUCUGGAGUCUAUGUUCUUCUGUCCAAUAUCUAUGCGGAUGAAGGAAUGUGGGAUGGUGUCUCGAGGAUUAGGAGACUGAUGAGUGCUGAAGGGAUGAAGAAGGACAUUGGAAGGAGUGUGAUUGAGGCAGAUGGGCAAAUACACGAGUUUGUGAAUGGCGGCAGUUCACAUCCUGAUAAGGAUGAAAUUUACAUGAUGCUGUGGAAUUUAUCUAACAUGGUAGCAUCUGCUUGAUUGCUCUGUUGCACCGAAAUUGUGUUGAAUCCCUUGGUGUGAUGCCUGUUAGUUGAUUGAACAUUCUCGGCAUGAAAUGCUACAUGCUGGAUGAAGCUCUUGAAAACUCAUUGUCCCAGGGCUUCUUUCUGAAGCUGCUUGUCAUGACAAAUAUCUGCAAAUGAAAACAAAGUGUUUGGUUGGAGCUGUGGCUUAUUUCCCAGAGGACUUUGGAGAUAUUAACAUGAUCGAAAAUUGCACCUGGUAGUUAAUUACGCUAUUGGAAGAGCUACCUCCCAAGUUCUAUUGAUGAUAUAGCAGCCAAAUGGGUGCUUAGUUACUUGCACACUGGUCCAUGCCUUUCUUUGUAUUCAUUUUACUGGACUUAGUUGCAGACUGACUAAAAGGUUCCGAAACGCAGAGAUCUUGAGAUCCAUGGGGUGGUGGUCCAUUUUGCUUUCCUUGACUUACUUGCACGGAGCCAGUUUUAAUGGGUAAGAAACAGUUCGGGGCUACCAGUUGAUGAUCAUGGAGUUUUAAUAACGAUUUCAGGCUUGACCACAAGUUUGAUCUUAAUAAAAAGACUUUGAACCUCUGUUGAGUUGGUCUUUAACAUCCUCAGAAUGAAGAAAAGUGAAACUCAGGUUGAAGGCUGGCGUCAUCGAGAUAGUAUGCAGCAAGUCCAAUUGUCAAUGUCGCCAGCUAUUUCUGUCUACUCUCUACAUUAUUA
Molecule: messenger RNA, 2648 nt
Organism: Triticum aestivum (bread wheat)
Lineage: Eukaryota; Viridiplantae; Streptophyta; Magnoliopsida; Poales; Poaceae
Product: pentatricopeptide repeat-containing protein At3g29230
Exons: 3
Coding region: 179-1939 (586 amino acids)
Biological process (GO): RNA modification
Molecular function (GO): RNA binding; protein binding
Source: RefSeq, a predicted model, not a curated record